GAGCCGUAGCUGCAAAAUUACAGCGGACUGUCUGAUAACGUUAUUUCUUUAUUACCUCUACUAGCUCUGUACCUCUUACGAGGCGCUUUGAAGCCCUCUGGACUGUGUCCGUUUAGAUACUGUCGCCUGAGAUCCCGGCACUCCCCUGGGUUCCGUAUUUUAUUCAACUGACGGUCCCCACCCCUGCCAGCAGCGGUCGACUUGUUGGUUUUCUGACGCCAUUCAUUGGCUCUUGGUCCCUCCGAGGGCAUACCCGGUGACUGCCUCCCUAGGCCGCCGGUCUUUUCCUUAGACAGCCAUGGAUGAAAAGGCGUUCACGAAGGAGUUGGAUCAGUGGAUCGAGCAGCUGAAUGAGUGCAAGCAGCUAUCGGAGAACCAGGUCAAGACUCUGUGCGAGAAGGCAAAAGAAAUCUUAACAAAAGAAUCAAAUGUCCAGGAAGUUCGGUGCCCAGUCACAGUAUGUGGAGAUGUACACGGACAAUUUCACGAUCUUAUGGAACUGUUCAGAAUUGGAGGCAAAUCACCAGAUACAAAUUAUUUGUUUAUGGGAGACUAUGUUGACAGAGGAUAUUACUCUGUUGAAACUGUAACGCUGCUUGUUGCACUUAAGGUUCGCUAUCGGGAACGCAUCACAAUCCUCCGAGGAAAUCAUGAAAGUAGACAAAUCACACAAGUAUAUGGAUUUUAUGAUGAAUGCUUAAGGAAAUAUGGAAAUGCAAAUGUCUGGAAGUAUUUCACUGACCUUUUUGACUACCUCCCCCUGACUGCACUGGUAGAUGGUCAGAUCUUUUGUUUGCACGGAGGACUGUCUCCUUCAAUAGAUACACUUGAUCAUAUACGGGCCCUUGAUCGCCUUCAAGAAGUUCCACAUGAGGGUCCAAUGUGUGACUUACUUUGGUCUGACCCAGAUGAUCGUGGUGGCUGGGGCAUAUCACCUCGAGGUGCAGGUUAUACAUUUGGACAGGAUAUAUCUGAAACAUUCAACCAUGCUAAUGGCCUUACUUUGGUUUCAAGAGCCCAUCAGCUAGUGAUGGAAGGAUACAAUUGGUGCCAUGAUCGGAACGUAGUAACCAUUUUUAGUGCUCCAAAUUAUUGUUACCGCUGUGGCAACCAAGCUGCAAUAAUGGAACUUGACGACACACUAAAAUAUUCAUUCUUGCAGUUUGACCCAGCACCACGCAGGGGAGAGCCACAUGUGACCCGUCGCACACCCGACUACUUCCUGUAAACAGAAUUUUACUCUUGUACAGUAUUGCUACCAGCAGGAUUUUGUCAUGAGAUCUCGGAAAAGCAGCAGUAACUUCAAAUUCAGGGGAGCGUUGUCACUUAUGUACUCUUAAAUGAUGGACCAAAAGAUGUGCCAUAAAAGCCUCUUGUUUCAACAGCCCGUGACCACCUUAGAGACCCUGUCCUUGCAUGCUGAAGUGGCAUUGUCUGUCAAAGAGAAAAAAAAAAAAAUCUGUUUCCUGGCAUAGCACUACUUGUAGUACAUUUGCUUUCUCGGAGAGACUGCAAAAACUAAAACAUUAACAACACGUGAAUACAAUAACUCCAGUUAGCUAUAGCUCUACCUGGCAUGAUUAUAGAUAAGAUAGAAACAGUCGGAUUAACCCCUUCUGUGCUGCAGGGGAGGCAACAGCAUUCUGCUGUCUUCUCUGGUGUGAAGGGGAUACAUGGACGUUUUUAAUCAAUGCGUACCAAGGGCCCUGCUGCCUUUAUUGUGACUUCAGAUAUGUUUAUUUUCAGGGAAUACAAUUUAAUUUAAAUUUCAUAUGCGCUUACUAUUUUUUUUUCGUUUCACCCUUCCGCAUCAAUUUUCAAGUCUGCGACUGUUUUAUUUUCUGUAGUUAAUAACAAAUACAUCUGUACCGGAACCAGAUCUUCUGUAAGACUUUGCUGCAGGACAGUGCAGCAGUAUCCUUUCUUUUUCCCUUCCCCCAUAAUAAACUUGUGAACAAAGUCCUUA
This is a messenger RNA of Xenopus tropicalis (tropical clawed frog), 1966 nucleotides long. It is a transcript of the gene ppp2ca, whose product is annotated as protein phosphatase 2 catalytic subunit alpha. Lineage: Eukaryota; Metazoa; Chordata; Amphibia; Anura; Pipidae. Gene Ontology annotation, cellular component: nucleus; spindle pole; chromosome, centromeric region. The record is from RefSeq and is marked provisional. Gene Ontology annotation, molecular function: protein serine/threonine phosphatase activity; hydrolase activity. Bases 299 to 1228 code for a protein of 309 amino acids. The transcript is spliced from 7 exons.